This is a messenger RNA of Suillus paluster, 1578 nucleotides long. RefSeq lists its product as uncharacterized. The record is from RefSeq and is a predicted model, not a curated record. The coding region runs from base 353 to 1444 and encodes 363 amino acids. Lineage: Eukaryota; Fungi; Basidiomycota; Agaricomycetes; Boletales; Suillaceae. Gene Ontology annotation, molecular function: GTP binding. The transcript has 9 exons.
CACUUCUUCAAGUUGAAGGCUUCUCGAAUCUAUCAUUUGGAAUCUACACUGCCGCCCAGGGUGAACAUGCGCAGUGCGCAUGCACUGAGUUGUAAACUUGCAGUCUCACCACGUCCUUCUGAAUGUAAUUCAUAUGAUUAUCACGAUCGUUCAAAUUUGCAACACAGAAGGGCAGUGACUUCCGAAUCUUCGAUGUGAGGUAUUCUGAGUCCUCGUAUAUGCCUCCUGGCACACAUAGCCAUAUGCCCAUUGCCCACUGGACCUGUGCUUGUGCGCUCGCAGAAUUCACCCACUCCGGCAGUGGUUAUAAGCCGUGCUGGACGCUCCCCAGCUGUCUCAUUCACCUUCCUCCAUGAAUCCUUCAAACUUCAGACAGAAAUUCGAUCGCUUGCGAACUCUCCUUGCAGGAAGAGGCCGUGGUCAUAGGCCUGUGCUGGACACUCCUUCACCUUCCUCCGUGGAUCCUUCAUCAAGAGACAUCCAGAGCGCUGCUUCACCUCCCUCCAUGGAUCCCUCAACGAUAAAAGAGAAAUGUGGACGCUUCCGAAUCCUCAUAAUAGGAAGGGCAAAUGCAGGAAAGACCACCAUACUCCAGAGGGUUUGUAACACACGGGAGAACCCAGAAAUAUAUAAUAGCGCUGGGGAAAAGAUCGAUCCCGCCGUUGUGAUGGCAUCCAGAGAACGCGGAGAGCACGAUAUCGAGAAUGAAAUGGUAUUUCGAAGCAACCCAGGAUUCAUCUUUCACGAUUCGCGCGGCUUCGAGGCUGGUGGGCAAUCUGAAUUUGACACGGUAAAGGCAUUUAUCGCAGACCGUUCUACGAGAACCAACAUGAAGGGUCGAAUCCAUGUCAUAUGGUAUUGCAUACCAAUGGACGAGGAUAGCAGGUCCUUUACCCAAGCGGAAGUCAAAUUUUUCUCGUGCGACACUGGUGGCAUCCCAGUUAUAGUAGUAUUCACCAAAUUUGAUGCCUUGUACGACGUCGAAUACGCCCAGCUGAAAAGGGAUGAAACCUUAUCUUGGGAAGAUGCUCAAGAACUGGCCCCUAAGCGUGCUGAAGAGUCAUUUGCGAACGGGCCGCAAUUGAAGUUUCUAUACAACGUCGAGGACAUCGGGCGGCCUCCCAAAUGCCAUGUAUGCCUCCCUAACAUGGACAAGGAUGGCGCAGACUGUGGGCUACUCAUCGAGCGCACAGCUGAUACUCUGGACCACAAAACACUCAAGCAGUUGUUCGUCUCAACUCAGCAGACCAACUUGGAGCUCUGCAUGAAAUAUGCAGUUGAAGCAACACUCGCGGAAUUUGUCGAAUCUGCUCAAACAAACCGAUCUCGCAUUUCUGCGGGUCAUGUAAAUGAAAUAGGCAAGUUGUGUGCCUGGUUUCCACACAUUUAUUAUGUCUAUUUAUACUCUCUGGCGCGUCAUCUGAAGACAUUGAUGAUGGAUUGACAGUUUGUGAAAUGUGGGUGUGCUGAUCGUGCGCGAAGCUCAAUCCUUGCUAACCGAAUACAUUGCCGGUCUGUUCAUAGCAUGUUAGUUUGUUCUUGCUCCGUAAAGCUCGAGGCUUACUCACUAACGACAUG